Molecule: messenger RNA, 423 nt
Organism: Didymosphaeria variabile
Lineage: Eukaryota; Fungi; Ascomycota; Dothideomycetes; Pleosporales; Didymosphaeriaceae
Product: RNA helicase required for poly(A+) mRNA export
Exons: 3
Coding region: 1-423 (140 amino acids)
Source: RefSeq, a predicted model, not a curated record
AUGGCCGCCGAAGAGAACACCCCACCUAGCACCACUGAGGCUACUAAGCCUGACGUGUCUGUUGAGACUCCCACCAAGCCCGCCGCUGACCAGCUUGACGGCGCUGACGACCCGCUCGCCAACACUGAGCUCGAGGUGGAGGUAAAGCUAGCAGACUUGCAAGCGGACCCAGACAACCCGCUCUACUCCGCUAAGACCUUCGAAGAGCCCCAAUUAUCACAAGUGCAGCCGAAGAUGCAGCCCCGCGAUGGCUCCAAGGAGGCCAAGAAGGCUGAGGCGAGCAAGGCAAAGAACUCGGACCAUAUCACGCUCGAGCAGUUCUUAAAGGAGACUGAAGAGGGAGAGGUGACUAGUGGUGAUUGCGCUCAUAACACUGAUGCCACAACAAAGGAUGGCGCUGGCAAGGUUGAUGACGGCAAGUAG